Messenger RNA from Rotaria sordida, 306 nucleotides. The record is from the annotation of a GenBank genome assembly. NCBI's taxonomy places the organism in Eukaryota, Metazoa, Rotifera, Eurotatoria, Philodinida, Philodinidae.
AUGACUCUUGAUGAGAUAGAUAAAAUUGAACCGAUUGGUAGCACAGCAUUGCAUGUCGCAUCGUAUCGUGGUCAUUUUAGAAUUGUUAAAUUAUUGCUCGAAGCAGGAGCUGAUAGAGCCAUACAAAACAAACACAAUUGUUUACCAUUCGAUGAGGCAUUAAAUGAUGAUAUCAAAGAACUUUUUCUACGUGUACCAAACAGGAAUCGAUUAAAAUCAGAUACGGGUGCUAUUGAAUGGGAAUUAACUGACGAUGAUGUUCUAGAAAAACUUGUCAUCUAUAAAAGACAUCUGAAUUUUCGAUAG